This is a messenger RNA of Cyprinus carpio (common carp), 4966 nucleotides long. RefSeq names its product POZ/BTB and AT hook containing zinc finger 1 (gene patz1). Gene Ontology annotation, biological process: regulation of immune system process; negative regulation of transcription by RNA polymerase II; regulation of cytokine production. The record is from RefSeq and is a predicted model, not a curated record. Gene Ontology annotation, molecular function: protein binding. Lineage: Eukaryota; Metazoa; Chordata; Actinopteri; Cypriniformes; Cyprinidae.
UUUCCCUAAAGCAUUUAUGCAUUUGAUUUCCAAAACUACAAACAAUACAGCAGCCAGGCACACUGCAAGCCAGUGUAAUCUACAUACAACAAUUACCUUUCUCUAUUGUUUGUGUCUUUGUGCUUGAAAUGUGUACAGUACCAGUUCAGGAGAGCAGCUGUCUGGCUGAAUGUCUAGGCUACAGUGCCAGUUUAAGAGUUUUGACACUUCACUUUAAUUUCGUUCACGUUUACCGUAUAUGUUUUAAUUGGUUACAAUGUCUAAAAGAGAGAAAGAGACGGUUUGCUGUCAUGUAUUCGGUGUCUGGCGUACAUUUGGGGGAGGGGGCUCACUGGAAAACAAGGAUGUGAAUUCAUAACGCUGCGAACCAGGAAGACGCACGCGAAACUUAAAUUUCGUUGCGUGACUAACGUUAGUAUCUGCACUUUACCUUUGGACCUAAGUAAUGUAUUAAACUGUGCUAAAAUAGAAAAUAUUACACGCGAACGACACCCCCUGCCUUUAAGCAAAGGUCAAAGUUCACAGGAAGCUGGGGGGCUGCCAUUUUUCCCCCUGCUAACAUGUUAGAUGCUAAAAAGGCGAGGAGUGGUGGUCGCUGCUGAGUGCUUCUGUUUAUUGGGUGUUUGCCGUUCGUUUGCGUUUGUCUACCUCUUCUGUCGUAUGCGCUAGGCUCGGUUGUUGAAUGAAGGCGGCAUGGAGAGGACAGAACAGCCGUGGAAUUCCUCUUACACGUACCAGGUGAGCAAACACAGCGCCGAGAUGCUACACAACCUCAACAGCCAGAGAAAAGAUGGAGGCAGGUUUUGUGAUGUUAUCUUGCGCGUCGGAGAGGAGAGCUUCCCCGCGCACAAGGCGGUGCUGGCGGCGUGCAGCGAGUAUUUUGAGUCGGUGUUCAGCUGUCAGGCGGAAGACGACGGCCAGGGCAAGGAGCUGGAGAUGCACACGAUCAGCCCCAAAGUUUUCCGAGACAUCCUGGACUUCGCGUACACGUCUAAGAUCGUGGUGCGUCUGGAGUGCUUCCCCGAGCUUAUGACCGCGGCGAAGUUUCUGCUCAUGCGAUCUGUCAUCGAGAUCUGUCAGGAGGUCAUCAAACAAUCCAACGUGCAGAUCCUCGUGCCUCCUUCCCGAGGAGGCGAGCACAGCCUGUUCAGGGCCGCGGAGCAGCUGUCAUACCCCCUUCCCGUGGACAUGUCAAACGGGAGCGUGUCCAGCGGCGCAGUGUUUACCGACAACAACGACAGCGACAGUGCCGAUCCGACGCAGACAAGUAACAGCUCUCAGCCGGCCGCAUCCGGAGCACAAGCGGCCGAUCGCUUAGCGGUUUCCUCGCUGGAGUUUCCCAGCAGCCACCUCGAAAGCGACGGCUCUAAGCGAGGCAGAGGGAGACCCAAAAAAGAGCCCACGACAGAGCCGAUCACUUACAACAACAGCACUGCUCAAAACGAAAACAAGGGGAUUUUCUUGUGCGGGGUUUGUGGUAAGAUGUUUCCCGACGACGUCCAGUUGAGAAACCACGAGACGCAGCACGGGACGUUCACCGGCGGCGUGAGCACCGGAGCGGAGCUGGUCGCUGUGGACGGCCCGACGAUGAUCUCUCAUCCCCAGGCGCGGUUUCAGGAAAACGGACUGCCCGCGGACAACCGUAAACGCGAGAGGACGAGACGACACGUCGCGUGUGAUCUGUGCGGGAAGGUCUUCCGAGACGUCUACCACCUCAACCGGCACAAACUGUCACAUUCGGGCGAGAAACCGUACGCGUGUCCGGUGUGCGGGCUGCGCUUCAAACGCAAAGACAGGAUGUCUUACCAUGUGCGGUCUCACGACGGCUCGGUGGGUAAACCGUAUGUCUGUCAAAGCUGCGGGAAAGGUUUCUCCAGGCCAGACCAUCUGAAUGGACAUAUUAAACAGGUUCACACCACAGAGAGACCUCACAAGUGUCAGAUUUGCAACGCAUCUUUCGCAACACGAGAUCGCCUGAGGUCGCACCUGGCAUGCCAUGAAGAUAAGAUACCGUGUCAAGUGUGUGGGAAAUUCCUCCGGGCUGCCUACAUGACCGACCACUUGAAAAAACACAGUGAAGGACCUCAUAACUUCUGUGGAAUAUGCAACAAAGGUUUUUCUACUGCAUCCUACUUAAAGGUGCACGUAAAAACGCACCACAGCUCGUCCAUGCUCCCUUCCUCUGCAGCACAUCAGUUCCCUGAACCUCGCACCAACAGACCACAGACGCACAACGGCGCCCCCUACCACUCAGGACGCCAGUGCGCAGUGGAAGACGGGCAGGAGAAUGCUGGGAAAUGCCCCCAUCAGGACUCUGAUGGAUCGGACGCAGUUUUCGGUGACCUUUCCAACGGAACGGACCUCAAGACUGAACAGAAAGUAGAGGGAGAAGAAAUGGAGGUGACAUCUUUCAUCUUUAAUGGCCAACCUGAGGAUGCAGUGACCUCCCCGGGGGGAUCCAAAAACAUCCAAAAAACAGACCAAGAAAAGAAGUUUGCCUGCGGCGACUGCAGCCAGACCUUCCGUACAAAGUCUUACCUCAACAAGCACUAUCACCGGGUUCAUAAGAAGCGUGCUGCUGCAGUGUCUGGUCUCGGUGAUCUCGGCUCACCCUUCUCCCCACAACAGAAUAUGUCACUUCUUGAAUCCUUUGGCUUUCAGAUCGUCCAGUCCGCCUUUGCCUCCUCACUAGUGGACUCUGAGAUGGGCAGCAGUGGAAUGGGUUUUGGGGAGAAAUGACCCCUUUGAGAUGCAGACAUUUCUUCUAAUCUUAUUGGACAACCAAACUUUUCAUAACUGCGAGUUUAGUCUGUUGUCUCAUACUCCUUGACACCAUAUGCAGACUACUUUUUGUUUUGUUUUUGGCUUUUCUUACUAUUCUAAUGUUUGUUAAUGUUUUACUUUGCCAUCAUGGAUGCCAUUUCGAUUCCAUCUUGGUGUGAAGCAGUUAAUGUUUAUUCCUCCUUCAACAAAUCCUCAAUUUCAUUGAUCUAUCCUAAAAAAAAAAAAAAUUCAUUGCUUUUGACAUGUAUGUGUAUCACGUGUGUCUCUCAGCUUCCAGAUUGUGGAUUGAGGAUGAUGUUUGCUUUAAAAGACAGACUAAUGCCCCAAACUUUAAGAAUGUACCUCUAGGUUAUUUUUGCCCAGACUUACCUCACCGAGAAGCAUAACAUUAGCAAGCAUUACAAUUUUAACAGGCUAAACAAAAGUUUUCACAAUCAGAAAACACUGAGACUGUGUAAUUUGCGCAGCUGUUGUAGUCCGAUGACCAUUAACCUACACCACCUAGAUAUAAAACAUCAAUGUUUUUGUCUUUUUCUGUAUGAGUUACUUUAACAAAUACUUAAAUGAUUUUAAAUCUUCAGGCUAAAUAAUGGCUGUUAAAUUUGUGGUGUUUCUUUGUUUUAUCAUUGGUAGUUGUGAGACCGAUUGUUUUGGGUCACAAAAAGUGUGUCAGUUUUUAAUGUCCAACAGGGACCAAUUUCAGGUUUCACUGUAAGAUAUAGCAAGAAGCAAAGAAUAUAUUUUAUUAACUUAUUGAUACCGGUGUCCAAGUCUCCUUUACGCAAAGGUAUAUAUUGAGUUUUGUUGCGAUGUGCUAUUUUCUUGAAUCAUGCAGCCGACAGGAGGACGGCAUGAGAUUGAUGACAUGUAUGUAUGUAUGUAUGAGUACACGUUUGUAUGCUGCAGUCUCUCCAAUGUCCUUUAUCUCUAGAAUGUAAUAUAAACAGAGGGCUUUUUAAUCUUUUUUUUAAUAUAUCAGAGUUUUUCUAAGUGGUUCAGUACAUUCCUGCUUAAUUUAAAGUCUUGUCACUAUACAUGACAUGUAACAUUCAUAUAUAUAUAAAACCAAUAUGUAUAUAUGUAUGGCCAAUUAUAUUAGUUUAUGUAAACGGGGUCCUUGUAUAUUUUCCUUGGCCUUGUUGAAUGAAUGAAUCUUUAUUUUCCUUUUUUUUUUCUUUUUUUUUUUUUUACAGAAUUGUUUUAAGUUGUUAUUGACAAAUCAAUCAUUUUGUUGUGUCUUUAUUAUUAUGCAAGUAUUUGAGUGUGUGUUUGGUGUUACCCUGUUCCUCUUACUCUAAAUGCAGUGUUAAUGCUGGUUACCUUUCCUUUUAUUUUACCCUGCAGGUUAUUAGUAUAGUGUACCAUAAAUGUAUUUGGAGUAUUUGGAAAGGCAGUUUGUACAAUGUUGCCGAGGUUUCUCAUGAUUGAAUCUACAAAUGACAUAAUGUACACACACAAAAAAAUCUUUAUUUUAUUACCUUAUGUACUUGUUUGAAUUACUGUUUUUAUGUGCAGCCGGAAGCGGACUUAUCUGAGCAGUGGAAAACCUGCAGGUUUUUAGCUUCAGCUUACUUAUUUGACUAAUCAUUGCUAAUAUCAGAUCUUAACAUCUGUUAAUUGAAUGCAAUUUUACAAUUCUAAUAGUAACCAUCAUUGUCUGCCCAGUAAGUGUGAUCUGAGUAUUUGCAGCCCUUAUUUAUUUACAAAUUUUAAGUUGUAGGGAAUUCUUCAGUUAUUUUUAUUGUUGUUAUUUGUGUCUUGUAUGGUGUUCUUGCGUAUUACAUCACUGGAAAUGUUUGUUGGUUUCUUGCUUAUCUAUUUGUAUAUUUGUAUGUUGCAAAGUGCCUUCCCAGUACUGAUUGUGAACAGCGAUGGGUAGGAAAAAUCUGUCAUUUAAAGGACCUAUCUUAUAAAAACCAUAUACAAACAGAGUUGCAUUGACACUUUUGUAUAAAGACAUGCACAUAGAAAGGUGUACAUUUGUACGUUUGGUAUUCUACCUUUUUUUGUUUUCUGACAAAAUGUUGUUUCUCUGCAAUUUAUGUCACAACGUUGAUCAAUUUUUGGACAUUUGGAUAUAAGCAUACUUUUCUAUUGAUGUUUGUUUUUGUACACUGUUUUUGUGUCUCUGUCUAUUUGUUACAGAGAUGGGUAUAAAAUAAAAUUGUAUUUGAAAAUUUUA